This is a messenger RNA of Dioszegia hungarica, 1533 nucleotides long. RefSeq names its product putative diphthamide synthesis protein-domain-containing protein. The record is from RefSeq and is a predicted model, not a curated record. Gene Ontology annotation, biological process: protein histidyl modification to diphthamide. The transcript has 7 exons. Lineage: Eukaryota; Fungi; Basidiomycota; Tremellomycetes; Tremellales; Bulleribasidiaceae. Gene Ontology annotation, molecular function: 2-(3-amino-3-carboxypropyl)histidine synthase activity. Bases 1 to 1533 code for a protein of 510 amino acids.
AUGAAUAGUGCAGCAGAAGGUAUCGACACUCCACCUGUAGCGGGCCCGUCGAAGCCCCGGAAACGGUUCGUCGGGACAUCCAAUCCGAAGCCCAGGUCCACGCCGAUCAGGCGGGUCGCGAACCAGAUCCCGGAUGAUAUCUUGCAUGAUCCCGAGCUGAACGCUGCUAUCGCGGCUCUCCCGAGCAACUACAAGUUCGAGAUUCACAAGACUGUCCAUCAUAUACGGCGAGAUGGGGUCAAGACGGUGGCUUUGCAGAUGCCCGAGGGGUUGAUGGUGUAUGGCUGUGCAAUAGCGGAUAUCGUCGAGGAAUUUACAGGGGCUCUCCCGCUUUUGCUGGCAGAUGUCACGUAUGGCGCAUGCUGUAUCGACGACUUUACAGCCAAAGAGAUGGGCGCGGAGAUGAUUGUGCAUUAUGGUCACUCAUGUCUCAUACCUGUCUCCCAAACAUCCAUCAAGACACUAUACAUUUUUGUUGAAAUAGCGAUCGACACACCCCAUCUCGCUCUCUCCGUUCGCCGCAACUUCCCUUCAUCUCGCGCAGCAUUCCACCGGGUCGUCCUUGGCGCCUCUACAGCCGAGCCCGGUGCGGCCGUACCUAUCGCUCUCGACCCGUCAGACGCUACUCGGCGAGACGAGGGCGAGUCUGACCCUGCCGAAGGGAACCUACCGACGAGACUGGCGCUGGUAUCGACGAUACAGUUCGUGGCUGCCGUCCAGUCGCUAAAGGAGGGUUUGUCGGAAGCGCUGCCGCCGCUGGAGAAGGAGCAAGGGGAGCUCGAGGGCGAUGCAGCGGUCAUGAACGUCAAGAAAAGGGAUGUGGGGGUAUGGAGGGGAAAGUACGACAUCACGGUACCGCAAAGCAGACCGCUCAGCCCGGGAGAGGUUCUGGGGUGUACGGCGCCGAAGCUGGAAGCCAUGGACGCUCUCAUAUAUGUCGGAGACGGCAGAUUCCACCUCGAGUCCAUCAUGAUCGCCAAUCCAACUGUCCCUGCAUUCCGCUACGACCCGUACUCGAAGAAAUUCACACGAGAGACCUACGAGCACAAGGAGAUGCGGAUGGUGCGGGGAGAUGCGGUACGGAAGGCGAGGAAGACAGAGAACGGUAGCGGAUCAUGGGGUGUCAUAUUGGGUACAUUAGGCAGGCAGGGCAGUCUGAGCGUUCUCAAGACCAUCCAAACCUCGCUCCCAACAUCCUCCCCCACUUCCUCCCCCACUUCCUCCCCACCCUACAUGCUUCUUCUCUCGGAACUCUCGCCUGCCAAACUCGCCCUCCUUCCCCAGCUAUCGGUAUUCGUCCAGACUUCCUGUCCCAGACUCAGUAUAGACUGGGGAUACGCCUUCGACCGGCCCCUCUUGAGUCCGUACGAGGCGUCUGUCACUGUUGGGAGGAUACGCGGGUGGGGCGGGCUGGAUCUGGGCGAAGGCGGGAUGGGGCUGGAGAAUGGGGAAGGAGGCUAUCCGAUGGACUUCUAUUCGGAUAAGAGCUUGGGACCUUGGACGCCUAGACAUCGGGCGGAGGUCAAGGCAUGA